Messenger RNA from Acromyrmex echinatior (Panamanian leafcutter ant), 3655 nucleotides. RefSeq lists its product as uncharacterized. Lineage: Eukaryota; Metazoa; Arthropoda; Insecta; Hymenoptera; Formicidae. The record is from RefSeq and is a predicted model, not a curated record.
UAUACAUAUAUUUACCGUUUAACUAUACAAGUUGUGUGAAUAUAUCCUUUAAUCUUCAUCGCUCCAUUUGAGACGACCCCUUGCGCAGGAAUUACAAACUAUUUCUCCCUCUCUAAACCUCUUCUCAAUGACGUCAUGGACGUAAGAAGAAAAUAAUUCCCGUUAAUGAUCCCCGUAAUUCACGCAGCUACGAGAAAGCGAGGGGUAAAUAAACAUACGUGAAGGUAUUCGUCAGUCGUCAUUGACUGGCGCGCACCGCUGCGCAUCAGUAUUCAGUAUUCACGUUUUGUCACCGCAGGCGAUAUUGACAAUGCGUGUGGCUACAUAUACACGUAUGUAACUCGUGCAGUUACUCCGGACAUUGUUACGCGAGAUUAUGGGCAGAAUAACGCGGAGCUCGACCGACCAGGAGAAGCCGCAGCGGAAACGACGGAAGAAGGACCUCGAUCGGAUACACUCAAAGAUCCUGCAGGCCAAGCGGAAGUUGGAUAAGAUUGGAAGGAGGAAAGAACAGAAAAGGCAAGGUCGAGCAAAAAUCUGCAAUAGACUUUUGCCAGAACCCGCUGCUGGCAUAUACAGAAAUGGCGCAAAGGGUAAAGACAUCCAGAAAGCAGAGACAUUGGAAAAUACAUACCAUAAAGCCCGGCUAAAGGCAGAUGCGUUGAAACUUCUCAAUGGCGACACUUAUAAAUCUGAACGUAUAGUGGAGAUAUCAAUACAGAAUGAAACUAUUAAACAAUCAACAAAUAAAGAUUGCAUACAAAACAAUUUUGAAUCAAACAAACUGUGUACUCAAGAGCUAAGUCCUGUUCUAGGAAACAGACAAAGUCAAAAUCAGAAGCCAUGUCUUGCUAAAAAGAAAGGUGAAGAAAACAUCUUUGAAAACACAAAUUUCAGCAAAACUAAAAAACAAAAUAUCAAUGACAAAUCAAGACAUAUUCAAAAAGAAGACAUAUGUAAACGAAGAUUAUUCCAAAAUGAUAAAGAGCCAUCAGAAACUAUUAUUACUAAUUCAACAGAAAUAUUUGAUGAUACUGAUCUUACAAAAGAAAAUAAAACUAGUGACAAAAAAACAGAGUUGAUAGGUUCAAAAAACAACAAAGAUUUAUUAUGUGACCCAUUAAGUCGCUAUAUGGAAUUCUGCAAAAUCUCUGCCAAAAAUUUUGAAGCAGAUAUUCUACAAAAUUAUUCCUCAGAUCCUGUUACAUCAACAAUUAAAAAAUUAAAACAUGCUUAUGCUGAUUCUUUUCGUCAACAACUUUUGCGCAAAAAGAAGAAACAAGAAUUAGAAAAUACAAACCCUACACAUUCUGUGGAACAUCAAGCUUAUGUAUCUUCGGACACUUCGCAAUUAUCACCUGUUGAAUUCGAAGUUCCUAAGUGUAGCAAAAACCGUGCUAUCGCAGCUCAUUUCCAAGAAAGUGUAUCUCACAAAGAUAACAAAUUCCAUUUACAAAAUACUAAGCUUAAAAAACGUGAUGGCACAAUGGGUUAUAAUUUUACAUCUUGCUUAUUACGAAAUACUGUUACAUCUAACAGUAACAUAAAUAACCUCGUUGUCGAAAAUUGCAAAAACGGCGAUAAUAAGUAUUCAAAACAAUCUAAAGACAUCUGUCAACUUGCGAAAUCAACAAAUCUUUUUGUUGUAAAUGAAAAAGAUUUAGAUCAAAUGGAUUCUCAGAAAAAUCCUAACUACGUUAAUCAUCUUUUAAAAAAUAAACGGCAUGACAAAGUUAAUUUUUCUUUUGAUAUUCCUGAUCAUAAAAAUUCACGAUAUGUUGAUAAUAAUUCAAAAUUCUUAGAAAAGUCAAUAUUUUUAAGUGAUCCUGUACUAUCAGAGAGACAUUUUUCGAAUGAUUAUUGCCAUGAAAAAUUGCCUAUUACUAUUUCCGACAAUUGUGCACUAAACAAUAUAUCUAAAAAAUAUAAUAACAAAAUAGCAAAUAACUGUGAGGUGAAGAAUGUCAAACGAGUACCUGCUAUCCUACGUCGAUGUGUCGACAUUUCCAUUAAUAAGCCUAAUCAUUCUGUACAGAUUAAUGGUGAUGUGGAAGGCUUACAUAAGAAAUAUGAAACUAACCUAUUUAAUAGAAGUAAUGGUAUUAAAAAGGAAUUAUGUGAAACUGCAUUCCCAAAUUCAUACACAAAUUUUCCUACUCCUACCAUAGUAAACGCGAUAGUUGAUCAAACGAAAAUAUUAGAGCCUCAAAUUGGAUCGAUGAAAAUAAAAGAUUCGCAAGAAUCUCAAAUCGAACAAAUUAAUUCAAAUAUGCAUCCAAAGGAAUAUAACGAAAGAAAUGAAUUUCAUCGAUACCGUAACUUUUUAUAUCCGCGACCUUUUGAAGUUUCAUGUAAUACAAAUACUGAAAAAUUGCUUCAACAAGAACAAAUAUCACCAGAUAUAAGAAAAUCUUUUUAUCGUUCAAAUAAUUAUCACCCGAUUAAUCACCUUCAAAGCGUAAGUUUAUCUAAUUCCAAUGUAGAGUCAACAAAACAGUUUUCUCAAACUAAAUUACAUGUGUGUGAAGCCAACAAGCAAGAACUUUAUAGAAAAAAUAUUUGUGAUCAAAAUCAAAAUAUUCUUUUUAAUAAUGUUAACGACAGAGCAAUACCGCCAAUAUUAAACAUCACCCAAAAUGUUCAAGCCGAAAAAAGAUCUGCGGAAUCAUGUCAGGAAAAUCGAUUUGGUAAAACAGACGUAAAAUGUACCAAGAACCAAAUUAAUGAAAAUGCGUGUCAUUGCAACGAACAGUAUAUUUAUUUCGAUUCUGCCAAUUGUCCACGUAAAUAUAAGGAACAAGCACAUCGUUGUCACAAAGAAACUGCUCAGCCUGAAAGUUUAUGCGAUACAAGAGGUUAUAAUAACAGCGUAGAUAAUUGCAUUAAUUUGUCUAGUUUUACGCAAAAUGUACCAUUGUUAACCUUGAGGCAAAACGAUGGUCUAUACAUGUAUCCGAAAGCGAUCGACGAUCAGCAUCGCGCAGUGUUAUUGCAAAAUGUUACUCAACCUGUAAAAUACUUAGCUGUCGAAAAUGGUUCGAAUAUCCAAAAAAUUCCUGUGUAUAUAAAUGACAGAAGUGUUAAGGUUGCGGAAAAUGCCCCGUUGAAAGUAAUAGCUGUAAUGGAUCCAAGUAUCCAAACAAAAACAUUUCCACAAGAAAUUGCGACGAAGGUAGUAUCAUUACAAACAGAUAAUUUGCACUUUAAUAAUUUUGCAACACGUAAGAUAAGCGAUCAAUCUUACGUAAAGCAUUUAGAUUCUGUGAACGCGAUAUUGUUAAAUCCAGAUUCGCAAUCUAAUAUGUGGUAUGCUCCGAAUUUGUAAUGUAUACAUGAUUACAAGUAUACCGUAGUAUACACCAACAUAAUUGAUCGUAGCGACACAGCACAUCGAUCAUAUUUCUUGCGAGAAAUAUUGUAAUUGCAAGAAAUGCGUGUGCUUUCCCUUCCCAUACAUAUAAACAUUUGUUAUUAAGAUCAAAGUUAUAAGUCUGCCUUGAAAGGCAAAAUUAUGUCUACUUAUUUUAUAGACUAAAUAUUUUGUGGAAAGAUAGGAACCUCUUGGAAAGAGGUAUGUUUCGCGAAUAAGAGGUAUAUAUAUUUUCAUAAAUGCUUUAUGAUACUUGUUAAUAAUUAAUACACACUACAUAAUAUA